AUGAAGUUCUUAGAGUACACUCCGCUUGAACGGAUAAAUGGUUUUCUGCACCAUUUGAAUCUUGGAGAGUGCACCAUCAAAGGGUCCCUUGAGGCCUACUCUUGCAAGCACGCUGGAUCUGACAAAAAGCUUUCUCUCAGUUUGGAGAAUGAGAUCCUUGAUUAUCUUGGGAAGUCUUCAGAUACAGAUUCGUUAUCGCCUGCUGAAUACCUUUUGAGCAGAUCCAGCCGGAAGACUUUGAUUUACCUUGUUCUGACACUCUCUCGCAUGUAUCCAGACUGUGACUUCAGUGCCAUGAAAGCUCAUCAGUUCUUCACAGAGGAAACUUGGGAGACUUUUAAGCAGAUUUUUGAUAACUACAUGAUUGGAGCAUCAAAGGAAUGGGUGGAGGAAAAUGGGGACACUUCAUUGCUAGAAGCAUUAUACAGAGCUCUAGACGAGGUUGUAAAUCUACCUGAGUGUGAAAUCUACAGUUAUGACCCCGACUCUGAUGCAGACCCGUUUCUAGAGAAGGGUGCAAUCUGGUCUUUCAGCUUCUUCUUCUACAAUAGAAAGCUAAAGCGGGUUGUGAGCUUAUGUUUCUGCUGUGUAAGUAACUUGAUGGGCAUAGAUAACUUAAGUAACGAGGAAGAUGGAGAAAUAUUUGAUGACAUGGAUAUGUGA
Linum trigynum is the source of this 663-nucleotide messenger RNA. The record is from the annotation of a GenBank genome assembly. NCBI's taxonomy places the organism in Eukaryota, Viridiplantae, Streptophyta, Magnoliopsida, Malpighiales, Linaceae.